Moneuplotes crassus is the source of this 696-nucleotide messenger RNA. The record is from the annotation of a GenBank genome assembly. Lineage: Eukaryota; Ciliophora; Spirotrichea; Euplotida; Euplotidae.
CUUGGAUUAGUUAAAGUUGGCUAAGUUUCUAACCCUAAAAUAAUCUUAAUAGGCGACCUUAAUACUCACAAUAUUAACAAUUAAAUCAGAAAAAUUAUUAAUUUCGACCUGUGAAUUUACUGAAAAUUAACCAAGCCCUCUGAUGGAGAUAAUAGAGUUGAGGCUUUGCAAAGACAUCCAGCCUAGUUAUUAAUCAACUUUAGCGACACAUCAAUUUGCAACUGAUUAUUAAUCUACAAAUAGUAUCAUAUACCUAAAUAUUGCAGUAAAGAAUGGAGAUGACUCUCAUUGCUAGAAUUAACAGAACCCAAAGAUCAUAAUCCAGCAUUCAGUCUAGCAUCCAUGCUACUCCACUACAAUUAAGCUAAUGUUUACGAUUGCUUCUAGAGAUGAGGCCUAAUGCUCAGUCAGGCCAGUUAUUGGUGCCAAAUGGCAUUUAAUAAUGAAGAAAAAAGAAGGUCUUUCCAAGAGUUUGCUAUUAAUAUUCUUGUAGGCUAUCGCAGUAAUUUAGUAAUUAUGUUACCAAGACUGGUGACCAAGUAUUGUGACUAAACUUCAAAAAGAGGCUAAAAUCCUUAAAAUUGUCCACUUUUCAUGCUACUAAAUGUUUUAUUUGGUUAGUCAUGACUCCCUUCUUUGCCAAGCGAGAUUAAUCAUCUUAAAUACAUUUGUUCAGCAAUUUCAUAAGGACUUAGU